AUGGGUUGUUGCUUUAGUGCCAAGGUCAAAGCUGAGAGUCCUACACAUAAUAAUGGUUUGAAUUCAAAGGUUGUUGGGAAAGAAGAGGAUGUUUUGAGUGGUAUAAGCAGGAAGGCCUCUUCUUCACACUUGCUUCUAAGUUCUAGAACUGAGGGUGAGAUAUUGCAAUGCCCCAAUUUGAAGUGUUUCACAAUCAAUGAGAUAAGAACCGCGACAAGGAACUUUCGUCCGGAUAGUAUGGUGGGAGAAGGUGGAUUUGGUUGUGUAUUUAAGGGUUGGAUUGACGAACAUACACUUGCUCCGACUAAACCAGGUACUGGUUUUGUCAUCGCGGUGAAGAGGCUUAACCAAGAAAGCAGUCAAGGACAUAGCGAAUGGUUGACAGAAAUCAAUUAUCUGGGACAACUGCGUCAUCCUAAUCUUGUGAAACUAAUUGGUUACUGCUUAGAGGAUGAUUACCGGAUUUUGGUAUAUGAAUUUAUAACCAAGGGAAGUUUGGAUAAUCAUUUGUUUAGAAGGGCUUCUUACUUUCAGCCACUCUCAUGGAAAAUCCGAAUGAAGAUAGCUCUUGAUGCUGCUAAAGGUCUUGCAUUUCUUCAUAGUGAUGAAGUCGAAGUGAUAUAUCGAGACUUCAAAACUUCGAAUAUCUUGAUUGAUUCUAACUAUAAUGCAAAACUCUCUGAUUUUGGGAUGGCAAAAGAUGGACCAGAAGGCGGUAAGAGCCACGUAUCUACAAGGAUAAUGGGCACCCCAGGUUAUGCAGCUCCCGAGUAUCUAGCCACAGGUCACCUAACCAAAAAGAGUGACGUAUACAGUUUUGGAGUUGUUCUUUUGGAAAUUAUGUCAGGCAAACGCACAUUGGAUACAAACCGGCCUUCUGGGGAGCAUAAUUUAGUCGAGUGGGCCAAACCAUUACUCGUGAGCAAACGCAAGAUCUCUCAAGUCAUGGACGCUCGUAUAGAAGGCCAGUAUUCGUUGCGUGAAGCAGUGAAAGUAGCUCACAUUGCAAUUCUAUGCUUGUCGGCAGAACAAAAGUAUAGACCAAAUAUUGACGAGGUGGUAAGAUCGUUGGAACAACUUCAGGAUUCUAAUGACAAAACAGAUGGCCAUAGCUCAGGUAGUAGUGGUUUAAAACAUGGAAAAAGAGUCAAUGAAUCUUUAAGUGCAGAAGGUACUUCUAAUCUAAGUUCAUCAGCUUCUCCUCUUCAUAAGUAA
Molecule: messenger RNA, 1215 nt
Organism: Vicia faba (fava bean)
Lineage: Eukaryota; Viridiplantae; Streptophyta; Magnoliopsida; Fabales; Fabaceae
Source: the annotation of a GenBank genome assembly